Molecule: messenger RNA, 1845 nt
Organism: Fragaria vesca subsp. vesca
Lineage: Eukaryota; Viridiplantae; Streptophyta; Magnoliopsida; Rosales; Rosaceae
Product: probable peptide/nitrate transporter At1g33440-like
Exons: 5
Coding region: 8-1834 (608 amino acids)
Biological process (GO): transmembrane transport
Cellular component (GO): membrane
Molecular function (GO): transmembrane transporter activity
Source: RefSeq, a predicted model, not a curated record
CGAAUCCAUGUCCAUCUCUGAGGCUGCAGAAGCGGUGGAGGAUAUCUCUGUUGAUUGGAGAGGCAGACCCUGCUGUAAGCCAACCAAACAUGGUGGAAUGAAGGCUGCUGUUUUUGUCCUAGGUCUCCAAGGUUUUGAGAUGAUGGCAAUAGCAGCUGUUGGGAACAAUCUCAUCACCUAUGUACUAAAUGAGAUGCACUUUCCUCUGUCAAAGUCUGCCAACAUAGUCACCAACUUUAUAGGGACAGUCUUCCUCCUCUCCCUCUUUGGUGGGUUCCUAUCAGAUUCUUAUCUUGGGAGCUUCUGGACCAUGCUCAUCUUUGGCUUUGUGGAGCUUUCUGGUUUCAUACUACUCUCGGUUCAAGCCCAUCUCCCCCAACUAAGGCCUCCCUCCUGCAAGGUUAUGUCGUCCGAGUACUGUCAGGAAGCAAAGGGAUACAAGGCUCUCAUAUUCUUUGCUGCAAUUUACUUGGUAGCCUUAGGAAGUGGUUGUCUAAAACCAAACAUAAUCUCUCAUGGAGCUGACCAGUUCAGGAAGGAGGAUUCCAAGCAAUCCAAGAAGUUAUCGACUUACUUCAAUUGCGCAUACUUUUCCUUCUGCAUGGGAGAACUCAUUGCAUUAACAGUCCUUGUUUGGGUCCAAACACACUCCGGCAUGGAUGUUGGAUUUGGAGUCUCUGCUGCUGCGAUGACACUCGGACUAAUUAGCCUGGUGUCCGGUACGUCUAUGUAUCGGAACAAACCACCUCGCGGAAGCAUUUUCACUCCCAUUGCUCAAGUUUUCGUUGCUGCAUUUACAAAGAGAAAGCAAAUAUGCCCUUCAAAUACAGAAAUGCUUCAUGGAAACCGAAACAAUGUGCCAAACCACCUCUUUGUCACCAUGUCGCCUAACGUCACCACUCUCCUCCACACCGAAAAGUUCAGAUUUCUGGACAAGGCAUGCAUCAAAACAGAAGAUGGAACUGAGAGGACCGAAAGUCCAUGGAGAUUAUGCACCGUGUCUCAGGUGGAGCAAGUCAAAAUAAUUAUCUCAGUUGUGCCCAUUUUCGCCUGUACCAUCAUCUUCAACACAAUUUUGGCUCAACUCCAAACAUUUUCAGUCCAACAAGGAAGCACAAUGAACGCAAGGAUCACAGGAAGCUUCAAAAUCCCCCCAGCUUCACUCCAAGCCAUCCCUUACAUCAUGCUAAUCUUUCUAGUCCCUCUAUACGAAACAGUCUUCGUACCCACUGCUCGGAAAGUCACCGGAAGGGACUCUGGGAUUUCUCCUUUACAAAGAGUUGGCACUGGCCUUUUUAUUGCCACCUUUUCAAUGGUUUCAGCUGCAGUUAUUGAGAGAAAGAGAAGAAACUCGGCUGAAGCUCUUUCGAUCUUUUGGAUUGCUCCACAGUUUCUCAUCUUCGGACUCUCAGAGAUGUUCACUGCAGUAGGGCUUAUAGAGUUCUUCUACAAGCAGUCAUUGGAAGGAAUGCAAUCAUUUCUGACUGCCAUGACAUACUGCUCGUACUCAUUUGGCUUCUAUUUGAGCUCGCUCCUUGUUUCUCUUGUGAACAAAGUGACCUCAACUUCUUCGAGGGGAGGGUGGCUCAGCGACAAUGAUCUCAACAAGGAUAAGCUGGACCGUUUCUAUUGGCUGCUGGCUGCUCUCAGCCUCAUCAACUUCUUCAAUUAUCUCUUCUGGUCAAAUUGGUAUCGUUACAACCCCUCUUUAUUAGCACCGGCCACUAAUACUACUAAUUCACCCCAUCAAGCUGAAGAUGGAAAAGUAGUCGACUUGGAAAAUAACAUGCAGCAGCAGCAGCAGCAACUUCAAGUAUCCUUCAAGCCAUAUUGAAGAAGCUUCUC